Helianthus annuus (common sunflower) is the source of this 1120-nucleotide messenger RNA. RefSeq lists its product as uncharacterized. Gene Ontology annotation, cellular component: nucleus. Gene Ontology annotation, molecular function: polyubiquitin modification-dependent protein binding. The coding region runs from base 62 to 916 and encodes 284 amino acids. The transcript has 2 exons. The record is from RefSeq and is a predicted model, not a curated record. Lineage: Eukaryota; Viridiplantae; Streptophyta; Magnoliopsida; Asterales; Asteraceae.
AAACUAAUCUGAAUGAUCGAUCCAUUUCUGAAUUCUUGACUUCUCUCUCUAGACCCCCACCAUGGAUGACCUCUCCUCCUUACACAAGAUUCAAAUCUCCGGCCCAACCCUCGCCUCCUUACUCCACCGCUUCUCCUCCUCCCCCGCCGACUUCGACGGCCUCCUCUUCGGCCGCAUCUCCCACCUCACCCCUUCCACCCUCUCCGACGACCCCUCCCCCUCCGAUGAUCACCCCACCCUCAUCGCCACCGUCACCUCCUUCUUCUCCGCCCCCUCACCCACCACCUUCCAUUCCCCCUCCCUCCACCACCUUAUCUCCUCCUCCCCCGACCCCCUCAUCGGCUGGUUCUCCGGCCGACGGAAAACCCCCCUCCGCCCCUCCAUGCGAGAAUCCUCCCUCACCCUUUCUCUCUCCUCCGAUCCCACUUUCAAUUUGACUAACUGUAUAUUCAUCCUCUUAACGACGCCGUUCCAGGACCAGUUAAUUCAUACUCAUGAAUACAAGGCGUUUCAGUUCCGUUCUUCUACUGGUUUGUUUGAGGCUAAAACCCUAGAUGUUGUUAAUUUGGGCCCUGCUUUCCGAGGGCAUUAUGGUAGUUUUACUCCCAACUCUCGGUUUCCGGAUUUGCCCUUUGAGGUGAAGGGUUUGGGGAGUGAGAGUAUGGUUGAGGAUGAGGGUAAAGUUGAGAGUGACAAGUUUGGGUUGGUGUGUGAUGAAGGGUUUAAUGUUGGGAGGUUGAAGAGUUUGAUGGGGUCUGAGGCUGCUGGUUACACUGCUGAGUUGGAGGAGUUGUAUGGUAAUAUGAUAAAGAAGAUGAAUGGGUUGGCUCGGGUUGUUGAGCAGUCGUCCGCUCGGCUUCUUGAACAGGAGAAGCAUAAUAUGAAGCUGAGGUGUAAAGUUGCAGGAAUUGAAUGAUUUUUUUAUGGGCAUUGUUGGGUUGAUGAUGAUGAUGAUGUUUUUGGUUCAAUCAUGUAUGUAUUGGUUGAAGUUCAAUUAAAAUGAGGUUGAAUCCUAUUUUUAAACCGGUUUAUGUGAUUGUGAGAUGUUAAGAAGUACCAUCCAUCUAUGAUAAACAAGAUAUUAAAAGAUAUGUGUGCUUAAAUGCCUGUUUGGACCUCA